Paramecium pentaurelia is the source of this 1997-nucleotide messenger RNA. Lineage: Eukaryota; Ciliophora; Oligohymenophorea; Peniculida; Parameciidae. The record is from the annotation of a GenBank genome assembly.
AUGAUACAUCACAUUUUUUAAAUAUCAGAUGAGGAAAGAGCUAAACAAGAAUUUCUUAUUAUGGAAUUAGGGAAAUAGGAAUAUAGGGACUUAUUUAAUGGGUGGGUUCAAUAAAAACUAAAGUUUUACAUGUUGCUGAAAAAAGGUGAAAAUGUGAAAUAUAUCAAAGAUGGAGAAAUUUUGAAAAUGUAUGUAUUCUAAUUCUGAUAUAAGCGAAUCAAUUUAAGAUAUGAUGAAAAGGAAAAUAAUUUGUAGUAAUUUGGAUUAGUAAAGAUAUUUAAGAUGGGAAACUGUUUCUGACACAACAUAAACGCAAUGUAACGCGUAUUGGAAAGGGGAAUUAUUACAGGCUGGAGGAUUUUACAAUUAAAUGGAAUAAAAAGAAGGUAAAUGGAUAGAUUUGUGGGAAAACUUUUGGAUGUAUUUAUAUUAUAAAAUUAUAAUUAGAAAAUCAAAAGUAUUUUAUAAAGGAAAUUAUGUUCAAGGAAGGAAAAAAGGAAAAUGGGAUAUUUUAUUGAAGAACUAAAGAGUGUAUGUUUUUACUUUUAAUUCUUCUAGAGGAGGAGGUGCCUAUAAUGAAGAAGGAUAGAAAUAAGGUGAAUGGACAGAUAUAGAUAAUAAUUUUAAAAAGUAAAAGUGAUUAUAAUAUUAAAGGAAAUGUUAAGUCAUUUACAAUGGGGAAUAUAUGAAUGGCAGAAAAUGUGGAUAGUGGAAAAUAAUUUAUAAUGGAAAUUAUUUGUAAUUAUAAUUAUUUAAUUUACAGAGGAGGAGGCGAUUAUAAUUAAUUUGGAUUAAAGAAUGGAAAAUGGUUAGAUUUACAUGAAGAUUUUUCUGAGUAUAUUAAAUUGGUUAUAAAUUAGAUAUUGCUAAGUUGGAUUUUAUGGUGAAUAUCAAAAUGGACGAAAAAUAAAAAAAUGGAAUAUUAUUUAUAGAGGUCAUAAAGAAAUAGAAUAAUUCAAUAUGUAUUAUCCAUCACAUCAUAUUUAGAGGCAAUGGAACAUACAAUGAGAAUGGACGUAAAAAAGGAAAAUGGACAGAAUUACAUCCAAAUUUCUCAGAGUAUAAUUCAAUCUUUAUAAUUUAAAGUUACUGCAAGGUUAUUUAUGUUGGGGAAUAUCAUGGUGGUGCUAAAGAAGGAAAAUGGGACACAAUUCAGCUUGAAAAAGAAAAUAAAUAAAUAAAAUCCAAUUUAAUGUAUAUAUUAUUUCAUUUAUUAUAGAGGCGGUGGAUUGUAUCAAUGUGGAUUAAAAAUUGGAAAGUGGAUUGAUUUGCAUGAAAAAUACUUUAUUUCAAACUGUGGAGGUUGCAAAAUCAUCUAUAAAGGUGAAUAUCAGAAUGAUUAAAAAUAAGGAAGAUGGGAUAUUAUGAUGAACAAUAACCAGAUUAUGUAUAUAUUCUUUUAUAUGUAAGUGGGGGUGGUAAUUAUAAUGAAAAAGGAUUAAAACAUGACAGAUGGAUAGAUUUACAUGAAAAUUACUCUGAGUAUAUUUAGUUUUAAUAUAUAGUUUUUCAUAGAUCACUUAUCUUGGAGAGUACUAAAAUGGGCAAAAAAAAGGAAUGUGGGUUAUUAAUUUUGAGGGCUAAAUUAUGUAAUAAUUAGUAAUUUAUUAAAGUGGAGGAGGAGAAUAUGAUUAGAGUGGAUUGAAAAAUGGAGAUUGGAUUGAUUUGCAUAUUAACUUUUCAAAGUAAUCAAGAGAUUUAACAAUUAGAUUUUGUUAAGUAACAUAUAAGGGGGAGUAUUUAAACGGAAUAAAAUGUGGAAUGUGGUAAACUUGUUUCGAGAAUAAUGUAAUGUAAUAAAUGAUUUCUUAUUUCUUAGAGGUGGAGGGAUAUAUAAUGAAGAAGGAAAAUAAGAUGGAUAAUGGGUUGAUUUACAUCAUAAUUUUAGGGAGUAAAUUAUUUAAUGUUAGUUUCUUAGUCUAUAUCAAGUAGUUUGUAUAUAAGAAUAUUAAAAUGGUAAAAAGAUAGGAACUCCAAAAUAAAUAGAACUUAAAUGA